Molecule: messenger RNA, 3329 nt
Organism: Calidris pugnax (ruff)
Lineage: Eukaryota; Metazoa; Chordata; Aves; Charadriiformes; Scolopacidae
Gene: CRYL1
Product: crystallin lambda 1
Exons: 9
Coding region: 322-1215 (297 amino acids)
Biological process (GO): fatty acid metabolic process
Molecular function (GO): NAD+ binding; L-gulonate 3-dehydrogenase activity
Source: RefSeq, a predicted model, not a curated record
AAAAACAUGGAGGGAUCAACUUUACAGCUCCCAACACAAGUCAAGUCUGCUCCUACUGCUGUUGGACUUAGAAGAAAGAAUAUAUAUGCUGGUGACCACCCUCGCCUGCCUACCUCUUAGUGCAGCCCGGGGGCGACCACGCAGGGCCUGCCUUCCCACGGGGGACAAAGCAGCGCUGCCAGCACCUCGAGUUCGUGGGGAAGACUCUGCCGAUCCCGUGAGAGGAGGUGUCAUGGCCGCGUCCCCCGCCGCCUGGGGAGGAGGAGGGGAAGGAGGCGAGCUGGCACUCGGCCCAGUGGACUCAUUGGUCGCAGCUGGGCCAUGGUGUUUGCUGCUGGAGGCUUAAAAGUGAAACUUUAUGAUAUUGCACAAGAACAGCUAACAAGUGCAUUGGAAAACAUUCGCAAACAAAUGAAAGAGCUGAAGGAAUCGGGAUUCCUGAAAGGAGCUUUGAGUGUGGAGCAGCAGUUGGCUCUCAUUAGCGUCUGUACAGACCUGAAGGCAGCAGUAGAGGGUGCUACUUUCAUUCAGGAAUGUACUCCGGAGAACCUGGAGCUGAAAAAGAAGAUUUUUGGUCAGUUAGAUCUUAUUGUUGGUGACAAUGUUAUCUUGAGCAGCUCGACUUCUUGUCUCUUACCCAGCAAAUUGUUCACUGGCCUUAAGCAUGUUAAGCAGUGUAUUGUGUCACAUCCCGUAAAUCCACCUUACUUUGUGCCAUUAGUUGAAAUUGUUCCUCAUCCAGAAACAGAUCCUUCUACUACAGAGAGAACAUAUGCCCUGAUGAAGAAGAUUGGUCAAUCUCCUGUCAAACUAAACAGAGAAAUUGAAGGGUUUGUUCUGAAUCGGCUCCAGUAUGCAGUGAUAAGUGAAGCCUGGAGACUUGUGGGUGAAGGAGUAAUAUCUCCUACAGAUCUAGACCUUGUGAUGUCUGAUGGAUUGGGAAUGCGAUACGCGUUUAUUGGACCUCUGGAAACCAUGCAUCUUAAUGCAGAAGGUAUUUCAAAUUACUGUGAAAGAUACCGUGAAGGUAUGAAACUUGUUCUGAACACCUUUGGACCAGUGCCAGAAUUUUCAGGUGAAAUUGAGCAGAAAAUCAAUCAGGCAAUGUGUGAAAAAAUUCCAAGUGUUCCGAAAAUCCUGGAUGCCAGGAGAAAAUGGAGAGAUGACUGUCUCACUGGUCUUGCCAAAUUGAAAAAAGAAAUGAAAUCUGACUGAGGUGCACCUUGUCUAACAGGAGAGAGAGACCAAAUGAAGAGCAGGUCUUCAUAAAGAGUGGAAUUUUUUUGGUCAUGCAGAAGAGGAGACUGAACGUGCAACCAAUGAUAUGCACAAAUGUAGAGACCAAUGAAACAUUUGGUCCAAAUUUGUUGUGACAUAAUUCAUGAAUAACUGGAAACGGUUAUUUAAAAGUUCAGCUAAAAUUCAUCAAAUUAUUAUUAUAUAUAUGCAUUAGAUGUGUAAGCAUAAAGUAGCUUUAGCAAUAUUAACAUUGUGCAAUGCUGGAACACAAUCACGUUUUAAAUAAUGCAUUUUUCAGCUUGCUUGGGAAUUCAGUGCUUGAACAAUAUUUGCUUACGCAGGGAUCUGACAUAGGCAAACAUCAGCUGUUUGUCACUGGGGAAAAUAAGCCCUCACCCGCCAAUCACUGCCGGAGUGAGGUUAAUCUGUAAAGCACUGACCGUAGAUAGGAGAGGGCUGUGUUGAGCAAAGAGCAGAUUCACUGGCUGGUGAGCUGAGACCUCAACAGCAGUAAGGGUCACCUCAACUUAGCUCUGUAACUGUUCCACAAUGUAGGGGAAGGAAUUGCUUUUCCUUUCCCUCCCUUUGGCACUUCUGUAGCUGUAGGAUGAUCUAAGUUUGAGUAAACAGAGCAGAAUCCCCCCCUCAUCCCCUGCCCCUGGUUCUGUAAGAACUCAUCAGAGACCUACUCCGUUUUUAAGGCCAUGUACUUGAUACCCCAUGGCUUUUCCCCCACCUGAAGUCAGAAGUGUGGUGCUCACCAUUGGCAUUGCUGCAUAAAUAUGUGCCACAUUUUAAGACUUGUCUAGGAAAAAGCAGGUAUUUUGAUUUCAUAGCUAGCUUGAGAGACAGUAUGGUGUAGUGGAUCAGCCUGGACUUCCUCCCAGGCUACUCUGUGACUACUCCCAAACUACUCCAGUUCACCUCUCUGUUUCCAUGCCUGUUUUGUACAUUAUCUGAAGAUAGGAGUGCUUCUUUAGGACUCAGCACUACUGAAUUUAACAGCUGUAGCUGAAGGGACACCAGGUAUCUGCUGGUUUUCUCCCCCCCAGAGGGAAAGGUGCAAUGGAUGAGAUGUAGCAUUUAUGCUUUACUGCUGCCCUUCCUGCAGGAGACACGACAUCUCCUGCACGUACAAAGAUGCAGUGCACACCUGGAAGUAGUGAUACUCUCAGAUGCUGCACUGGCGUGUUGUGGUCCACAGCAGACAAAAUGUUAUGAAUGUAUAUGCCCUGUAAUACAGUUGGACUUGGAUCUUAGCCGGAACCUUGGGGCAGUGUUGUUCUGCAGAUGGUGAGGAUACCUCGACACCGCGCAUCGCACCCACGCUGCUGGGGUUAAGUGUUUCUGAAUUUGUGCUAACUGGUCAUGUACCUUCAGUCCCAGAACAGAUGCAGAAGCGUUGAGCUGUCAUUUUGCUAAUGCUCAGCUCAGGGGCAUUUCAAAUCUUGUUUUUUACAGAGGGUGCAGCACACAAACAAGUUACUGAAACUUAGUCAGUUGAGCUGAACAGCAGAUGUGUCUGUGUGAACACACCAAUACCACUGAUUUCUGCUUAGGUCACAGUAAAAAAGGCCUAAGAUAAAUUGUAUCACUUGACCACUUAGUGGGCCAAGAACACAUCUCUGGAUGUGAAACACGGAGUGGGAGGCAUAAUGCUUGAGGUUGUCCUGUGCUCCUUUAUAAUCGGUGACGAGAAAAGAAAAUUUGUAAGCUGAAUUUAUUUUAUCUCAAUAUCGACUUAAAAUUGUCAUGUUUCUUCUAUUACUUUUUAUUGCCACAGGAACUGGCUCAACCUGCAUUCAGACAUCUGAAGUUGGGGAGGUCAAUCUUUGCUCCUGAUGACUUAUUAAGCAAUAGAAAAUUAAUUAUGGGGCUGAUUUCCUCAUUUUAUGUAUGUUCUUGUACUUGAAACAAGGCCACAGAAGGUUCCAAUUACUUUCAAGAUUAGUCCUGUUUUUCUAUGCGCAUAUGACAUUGUAAUUAGCUCACAUUGCUUCUGUUUAUACUGAUAUUUUAAAACUGGAUCAUGUCAUCAAAUAUUUGCCUCCAUCUUUAUUAUUUGCUUAUGAAUAAAAUAUUUUAAUGAA